Messenger RNA from Serpula lacrymans var. lacrymans S7.9, 871 nucleotides. RefSeq lists its product as uncharacterized. The record is from RefSeq and is a predicted model, not a curated record. NCBI's taxonomy places the organism in Eukaryota, Fungi, Basidiomycota, Agaricomycetes, Boletales, Serpulaceae. The transcript is spliced from 3 exons. The coding region runs from base 107 to 787 and encodes 226 amino acids.
GAUAUGUCCUCUUUUCAGAUUCUACUGCUUUUGUGAAAGAAGAGAACCAAGAAGUGUCAAAGACUACCAAUGACGACCUCCGUAUUGCGGUUGAUCAUCUUCGCAAAUGAUUUGGCGAAGCAGUCCAAAAUCGUCUUACAACUUAAGUACAUAUAUUCUCUCUCCACGUAUCUGCUCACGUCCUGUUAGCCUUAGCAAAACAUACAAGGGACACUUGCGUGAAUUAGGGUCGACUGGGAGCGGCCUUAUAUCAGGAGACCUGUCUGAUGAUCAAUUCAAUAGUCCCAAUGAAUGUGUUCGGGCAAAGUUCCGUUGGUGGGACAGCCUGAAUGCAUUCUGGAAGUCCUCUCCAAAGUAUAAUGCCAAACCGGUGACUGCUGCACACAGUCAAGAUCUUGCUACUCAGGCCACAAUAAUCCUGUUCUCAAUGAGAGGUGACAAUGGGGCGAUGGAACGUGGCAUGAACCACCAUCUUCAAGAAGGAGGGUGGGACAUGAUGAAUGAUGAUUCAGGUUAUGGGGUUGACGGUAAUCAGGUGGCGGCAACAUAUAGUAGGGAUAACUACCAGCAGCAGCAGCAACAGCACUACGAUGUCCCUCAGCACGGGAGCAUGUCUCAGCACAUGUUUUCUAGGUCCAAUCCGUCACUUUCUCAUCUGCCGCCUAUUCCCCAGCAGCCACAGCAUGGUGGUAACAUAGGCCCCUACAUGUCCUCCCUUUAUCACAAUCCUCGAGGCACUGACCUGUCACUAGUCUCACCAUCAACAGUAACGGUUCGGACAAUCUGAUUGGCUCUCGUCACGCUGUAUCUUGUGUUUCAUCCAUGGUAUCAAUCCCAUCUAUUUCCGGCCACAUGCGCCAACUGGAGCAAC